GCUAUUCGGAGACUUAUUGUGCUUCUACACAUGCACAAAUGGAAUCCCCGGUUCGAUCGAACAAGAUCGGGGAUUCGGAGUCCACACUACGCGUGAUGAAUUGGUAAUCGACGACUCCCAGUCUCCACGGUGCCUCGGUGUGAAUGCUGGACAUCCUCCCUCCCCCUCGGCCCUUACCUCGCGCAUGCGUGGUGCUUCAUGGUAUAUAAAUAUAAUUCCAACUCCCAUAUUCUAUACACCAACUCUUACGAAGCUCUUUCCAUGACCAAUACUUACCGGACCAAGCUUGAACAUAACAACUCACAACCAAUCCAUCUGAAUAUACAUCAGCCAAGAUGAAGGAAGCUAUCGUAGCCGACGGACCCAAAGUCCAGAUCAUCGACUCCCCCAUCCCCUCACCCAACGACGACCAAGUCCUCAUCCGCGUCAUUGUCAGCGGCUGCAACCCCAAAGAUUGGAAGCUUCCAGGCAUGAUGCCUGACAAGCCCCCCCUCAACCAAGGCGACGACAUUGCCGGCAUCGUCGAAAAAGUCGGCUCGCGCGUAUGGGAGUUCAAACCCGGUGACCGUGUCGCCGCAUUCCACGAGAUGUUGACCCCCCACGGCAGCUGGGCCGAGUACGCCGUGGCAUGGCAACACACCACCUUCCACAUCCCCAAGGAAACCAGCUUUGAGGAGGCCGCCGCUCUGCCGCUUGCAGCCAUGACCGCCGCCGUCGGUCUCUUCUCCCGCUUGGGCUUGCCGGAGCCGUGGGUCAAGGCCGUUUCGGAUGAGGAGCGCCAAAACACCCCGCUGGUCAUCUACGGCGCUUCGUCGGCUGUCGGGUACUAUGCCUUGCAGUUGGCCAAGCGGAGUAACAUCCACCCUUUGAUCUGCAUCGCCGGGCGCGCAGGUGGCGAGCGCAUUGCGCCGCUUUUGGACCAGGACAAGGGCGAUGUGCUGAUUGAUUACCGCGAGGGCGAGCAGGCGGUUGUUGAGGGCAUCAAGAAGGCUUUGAACGGCAGGCCGUUGCUGCACGCUCUGGACGCGGUGUCAGAGAAGGGAACGCCGGAGCACCUGGCGCAGGUGCUUUCGCAGCCGGUGAAGAAGGGGGAUAAAGAGGUGAGGGCCAAGGCAACUUUUGUCUUGUUUGGUAAGAUGGGUGUGCCUGAUUUUGUGGAGCAGAGUACUACUCUGGUUGGUAGCGUGCACCAGGAUGAGAAGGACUUUGGCUAUGUUUGGUAUCGCUAUAUGGCGAGGGGAUUGCAGGAGGGCUGGUUUAAGGCACAGAGGACGGAGGUGCUCCCGGGAGGAUUGGCGGGCGUGCAAGAGGGAUUGGAGAGGUUGAAGGAUGGAAAGGCGAGUGCAGUGAAGUAUGUUUAUCGGAUUCAGGAGACGGAAGGGGUUGAGAGGAGCGAGGAGUGACAAAGCAGAAGCUAUAGAGUUCUGUGUCAAGUCAGUUGUGGAUGUUAAUGUAUUGAAUGGCCAGUUUCCUGCAAUAUGUGUAUGACGUCUUAUCCGACGUUUCAAUACAGCGAGUACAUGAU
This is a messenger RNA of Neurospora crassa OR74A, 1525 nucleotides long. RefSeq lists its product as hypothetical. The coding region runs from base 336 to 1403 and encodes 355 amino acids. The transcript is spliced from 2 exons. Gene Ontology annotation, molecular function: oxidoreductase activity, acting on NAD(P)H. NCBI's taxonomy places the organism in Eukaryota, Fungi, Ascomycota, Sordariomycetes, Sordariales, Sordariaceae. The record is from RefSeq and is a predicted model, not a curated record.